Molecule: messenger RNA, 4215 nt
Organism: Nothobranchius furzeri (turquoise killifish)
Lineage: Eukaryota; Metazoa; Chordata; Actinopteri; Cyprinodontiformes; Nothobranchiidae
Gene: mapk7
Product: mitogen-activated protein kinase 7
Biological process (GO): intracellular signal transduction; protein phosphorylation
Cellular component (GO): cytoplasm; nucleus
Molecular function (GO): MAP kinase activity; ATP binding
Source: RefSeq, a predicted model, not a curated record
GCACUCAACUAAAACAUGGAAGUGAUUGAGGAAGCUGCAGACAAAACAACUGUAUAAUCGUGCAGGUUGGCGAUUUAAAAAAGAGUGGACCGUAGGGGCUUUGCUCACGACUUGGACGCAUUGUACGCAAUUUGUAAACGGGGUUUCGAAGUGUGAAGUUUUGUUUUCAUGUGGAUGAAGUUAUGGUUUUACGGCUCAAGAGAAACCUAGAGCCUCACGUAACGUUAACUAGCCGACGCCCCUGUGGGUUAGGCUGCUCCUGUCAAAAACAUGUCCGCUGAGCGCUGUGGAGAUGCCAAAAGCACCAUGUCGCCUGAAAAAAUGGCCACCGAAAACAGCAGAGAGAGCCAGAACCAGCGUGAGGCCGAGGCAGCAGGCAGCACCUCAGACACCAGCACAGCAGCAACAAACCUGGCUUUGCUUAAAGCGCACUCUCUAGAUGUGAAGUUCGAUGUUGGGGAGGAGUACGAUAUCAUAGAAACCAUUGGUACUGGUGCUUAUGGCGUCGUUUCAUCGGCCAGAAGAAGGGACAACGGCAAGCAGGUGGCGAUAAAGAAGAUCUCCAAUGCUUUUGAAGUGGUAACAAAUGCUAAACGAACAUUAAGAGAGCUGAAGAUUCUCAAGCAUUUCAAACAUGACAACAUUAUUGCCAUCAAAGACAUCCUACAGCCGAACCUUCCCCACUCUGCCUUUAAGUCCGUGUAUGUGGUGUUGGACCUCAUGGAGAGUGACCUACACCAGAUCAUUCACUCUGCGCAGACUCUAACCCCUGAGCACACGCGUUACUUCCUGUACCAGCUCCUCCGUGGCCUCAAAUACGUGCACUCUGCCAAUGUCAUCCACCGCGACCUCAAACCCUCCAACCUGUUGGUGAAUGAAAACUGUGAGCUGAAAAUUGGUGACUUUGGCAUGGCGAGGGGUCUGAGUUCACACCCAGAGGAGUCUCACUCCUUCAUGACGGAGUACGUGGCGACCCGAUGGUACCGUGCUCCUGAGCUGCUUCUGUCUUUGAACCAUUACAGUUUGGCCAUUGACAUGUGGUCUGUGGGCUGCAUCUUCGCUGAAAUGUUGGGCCGUAAACAGCUUUUUCCUGGGAAACAUUAUGUGCACCAACUCCAGCUGAUUUUGAGUGUGCUAGGCACUCCUCCUGAGGAUUUGAUCAGCACCAUUAGAGCUGAGAGGGUCCGUUCCUAUGUUCAGAGUCUUCCACCGCGGACCCCUGUGCCUUUGGCUAAACUGUACCCCCAAGCUGAACCGGAGGCUUUAGGCCUAUUGGCGGCUAUGUUGCGCUUCAAUUCCCGUGAACGCAUCAGCGUGAAGGACGCACUGGAGCAUCCUUACCUGGCUAAGUACCAUGACUCGGACGACGAGCCCAGCUGUGUGCCAGCUUUUGACUUUGAGUUUGAUAAGCUUCCAAUGAAUAAAGAACAAAUUAAAGAGGCCAUUUUGAUGGAGAUCCAGGACUUUCAUAAAAAGAACCUGAACUGUCGUCAAAGACUCCAGUUCAGGCCUUUGCCUAGGGCCCAUAGUGGAGCGGCAGCUCAAAACAGCAACCAGCAAAGAGCUCAACCAGUAAAUGUGGACCUGAACAAACAAAUGGCACAGCACACACAAAUCCAGCAACCCAGAGAUGUGAAACCUCAUCAGCAACACGAUCCGCCACCAGCAGAUGUGAGCCAAGCAUUUUCAAACCAGAUAAAAACCUUUCAUAAGCCUGCAGAUCUUUUAGAAGUCGUCCCACCUCAUGUGACCCAUAAUUUCCCCCUCCUCAGUAAAAGCCAAGCGUGUCCCGUUGAUGUGGACAUGCCCAGUGCCAACUCUGACAGUGGUCAGCUGGAGACAAUUGAUUUAACAACCCCAGUGUCCACUCAGGAUGCUCCGUCUGAAUCGAUGAGAGUCAGCGAGUCCCAGCUGCCUCCUAGCACCCAGAGCCGGCCCGUGGCCUCCAUCCCUGCGACACAAGCACAGACCAUCACCCCCCUUCCCACCACUGUGCCUUCACUUUCUCUGUCGGCAGCGCAGGCCCAGUCUCUGUCCCAGUCACUUUCCCAGUCUCUGUCCAAGAAUGCAAGGCCUCCUCCGCGUGCACCAGAGGGAACCAGGAAAGGCACCGCCAUUUCAGACGAUACUAAAGCUGCACUCAAGGCAGCCCUACUGAAAUCAGCUCUCAGACAUAAAGUCAGGACCGAUGGAGGUGUCUCAGUCUCAGUUCUGGGCACUGACGCGGGCAUAUCAGGAGGCAUCUCGUCUUCUACUCCUGAGUUGCGGCGGCCUGUCACAGCCCAGGAGCGUCAACGAGAGAGAGAAGAGAAAAGAAGGAAGAGGCAGGAACGCGCAAAAGAGAAGGAGAGGAAAAUGAAAGAAAAGGAAAGACGAGAGGGAAAACAAGGGGAUUUGCUGGGUGGUGUUCUGCUGAGCGACAACGACAAAAGCCUGCUGCAGCGCUGGACGAAGAUGAUGGACAGCUGCAGCGACAAAUCCCAUAAUGCUAGUAACGAGGGACCAAAGGGUAAGGACUGUAACUCACACAGAUGUGUCGGCGAAAACGUCCUGAACAAUAAAACUGACAGAGACGUGAGGAAAAUUCAGUCAAAUGAGCCUUUGGUCCCUCAGAUGAAAAGAAACCAGCCGGGGCUGUUUCCUCCUCCCAACACGCAGCAGCUGCCUUUCUCCAAGUCUCCAGCAGAUGUCGUCGCUGCUGUGAGCGGAGGGGUGGAUAUCAUGACCGUCACCGGUGGAUUAGUUAAAAACGGCUCACUCAAACCUUGCGCUGACAGCAGCAUUCCGGGUGGAUUCGGCUGUGGAGUGGGGAGUUGGAGCGGGCAGCAGCUGGAGACCAGGCCUUCUCAGCAACCCAACAGAACAUCGCAGCCACCACCGAGCUUCCUCCAGCCUCAUGGUCAGACCCAACACCACCCCAAACCUCAGCUGCAACCCCUCGAGAGUUUUUUGUUGAAAGCCUCGACGGUGAACACCCGAGAGAUGAACGGGAACGUUAGAGGUCAGAACAACGUCAACCCGUUGACUACGAGCACAGGCCCGAUGGAGAAGCUCUGUCCUUCUGUAGAAGAGAAAACACAGAGUACAAACCAUCUCCCUGCGACGUUAGGAGUUCCCUCCCAGCCCCAUCCCAGUUUGGGAUUCACAGAUACUGGUCAGCAGGGACCCCCCGCUGCUCCUGACAUCAAUAAAGUAACACAGCAGCUCUCAAAGUCCCAGGUGGAGGAUAUUUUACCUCCUGUGUUCUCAGUCACCCCAAAAGGCAGCGGGGCGGGAUACGGCGUGGGCUUUGAUCUGGACGAUCUCCUGAACCAGUCUCUAACAGACCUGCAGCACUGUGACCGGGACAGCUACGACUCAGCCCCUCUCUCGGCCUCCCUCUUAUCUGAUUGGAGCGAGGUCCACCGCAUGACUCCAGCUGACCUGGAGUCUCUGCAGCAGGAGCUACAGCUCGGCUCUCCCAUGAUCCUCUCUGAUACCAUCCCCCCCGAAGCCUGACUCACUCCUCCCUCCAAACAAUCGCGUUUUGCUUUUGUUUUCCCAAACCAUCUAACAUCUGAACAGAAUUCCAUCAAGCACAAAAAUCCUACAAGGAUUUGAGCCAUUUUAGGUGUUUUUGUCAGUGUAAAGGUUAGUCACACUCACCCAGUGUUGAUGGCUUACUGAACAGCCUCUAUGCAGAGAAAUAAAGUUUACAUCAAAGACUGAUGAACCAAUGACUAGUCAGAGAUGCAGUUUUAAAACGGCUCCAAUCUGCUAUCUUAUAGCAAUGGAACCACACUUUUCUAACCUAACUUUGCUUUGUUUCACUUUACAUGGUUAUUUAUAUGGAUUCCUGGUUGAAUUAACACCAGCAGCACCUAAACGUAACUUCACUGCAGGUCAGGGAAUUAAUGGUUUUCCCUAAGUUAAGUGAAAGCAAUGUGAAGGGGUAAAAUGUUUGUGAACUUUAGUGACAUUUCUGAGAUUGGAGCCAUUUAGUCUUGACUGAAAUCACACUAGUCCUCAGUUCAGACCUGUAGCAGGUGAGCAGUUUUUCUGAACUGAGGCCAUUUAGGAUUUCUACUACAGAUAAAUGUAAUCAGUCAUAAUUUAUUACACAAACUGUUUCAAAUAUCCCAAAACAGCCAUUUAAGAGGACUUUUGAAAUCGGUUUUUGUUCAUUUAAAACCUUCAUGCUUUGCCAUCUGUGGAUUAAAAACAUGUCAUCACUCA